This is a messenger RNA of Impatiens glandulifera, 1654 nucleotides long. Its product is annotated as arogenate dehydratase 3-like. Gene Ontology annotation, biological process: L-phenylalanine biosynthetic process. Lineage: Eukaryota; Viridiplantae; Streptophyta; Magnoliopsida; Ericales; Balsaminaceae. The record is from RefSeq and is a predicted model, not a curated record. The coding region runs from base 123 to 1397 and encodes 424 amino acids. Gene Ontology annotation, cellular component: chloroplast; cytoplasm. Gene Ontology annotation, molecular function: prephenate dehydratase activity; arogenate dehydratase activity. The transcript has a single exon.
CCUCUUUCUCUCUCAGCUUGGAAGUUCAUCUAUCUUAGAGAGAGAAAAAAGGAACUUCAAGCUGUUUAUCUUUCAAAUCCCUAAAAACCUAAAUCCAGUAGAUUCAAAUCUUACGAUUCACAAUGCAGUCUCUAGCGCCGCCUCCCAAUACCAUUUCUCUUCAAUCCUUCAUCGCCAAAUCGCCUAUUCUCUAUCGAAUCGGCCACAAUCGUGUUUCUUCUGUUCGAUGCGUUUACAGGUUCGAUUCCGAUAAAGCCACCGCCGCUAGCUCCAAUUUCUCCGGUGGAAUCGGCUCCGGAAGAGCCGACUGGCAGAGCGCUUGUUCCAUUCUAGCCAGCAAGGUUGUUGGACAAAAUCCUGACACCGAGAAGAGCGGCGGCGGAUCGGAAGGAAGUAUCGCCGCCGUUAACGGCCAUAAGACGUUGGAUCUCGUUCCGAUCGAUAAAAUCCCGAAGCCGCUCACGAUUACGGAUCUCUCACCGGCUCCGAUGCACGGAUCCAGCCUUCGUGUUGCUUAUCAAGGUGUUCCUGGCGCGUAUAGUGAGGCGGCUGCAGGGAAAGCUUAUCCGAAUUGUGAGGCGAUUCCUUGUGAUCAGUUUGAGGUUGCGUUUCAAGCGGUGGAACUUUGGAUUGCUGAUAGAGCUGUUCUUCCGGUGGAGAAUUCGCUUGGAGGUAGUAUUCAUAGGAAUUAUGAUCUUCUUCUCCGUCAUAGGUUACAUAUCGUCGGCGAGGUUCAACUCCCUGUUCAUCACUGUCUGUUAGCUCUUCCUGGUGUUCGGAAGGAAUAUCUCACUCGUGUUAUUAGCCAUCCGCAGGCACUCGCGCAGUGCGAGCAUACCUUGACAGAUCUAGGUCUCACUGUCGCGCGAGAGGCGGUUGACGAUACCGCCGGCGCGGCGGAAUACGUUGCGGCGAAUGGACUUCGCGAUACGGCAGCUAUUGCAUCUGCCCGUGCGGCGGAGCUGUACGGUCUGAGCAUUCUAGCAGAUGGGAUUCAGGAUGAUUUAGGGAAUGUGACUCGAUUCGUGAUGUUGGCUAGGGAGCCGAUAAUUCCGAGAACUGAUCGUCCGUUCAAGACAAGUAUAGUGUUUGCUCAUGAUAACAAGGGAACGUCUGUUCUGUUCAAGGUUUUAUCAGCUUUUGCAUUUCGUAACAUAAACUUGACGAAAAUUGAGAGCCGGCCUCAUAGGAACCGUCCAAUCCGGCUGGUGGAUGAUGCCAAUGUUGGGACGGCUAAGCAUUUUGAAUACCUGUUCUAUGUGGAUUUUGAAGCAUCAAUGGCGGAUGUUCGUGCACAGAACGCACUUGCAGAGGUUCAGGAAUUCACAUCGUUCUUGAGAGUUCUUGGGAGUUAUCCUAUGGACAUGACCCCUUGGAGCCCUUCACGGGAGGAUUGAUUAAUUAGCAGAAUCGAAUCACUGUAAAGAAAUUGGAUUUGAUAAUUUUGGGUUCACAGGAUUCUUGAUUAAUGGUUGAUGCAGAUUAGUAAAUGGGGGCCAGGAAAGAUAUCAAUUGUUGGUUUGUGGGUUUGAUUGUUGGUUGUACUUUGAGGAAGAAGAAGAAGAAUUGGGGGCGUAAAUAUUAUGUAGUUGUUCUUGGAAGGCCUGCAAAAGUUGUGGCCUUUAUUUUUCUUCUAUAUAUAUUAUAUUCAUGA